AUGCCAGAAAAUCUCUACAUUCGCGGCAAUGAUCAUCCAAUCCCACUAGUGAGCGAGAACCAAAGAUUUUAUAUUGAUAACAACUCUGCUCUUGAGACUCUCUAUAGAUUAAAUGUUGGCGGUAAUGAGGUCUCAAUAACCAAUGAUACGGGAAUGUUUCGAUUAUGGAGUCCGGACGACGAUUACACCUACGAAGAUUAUGGGUUUACACCUCACAGGGACGUCGCAAUCCGAUAUAGACAGGAGACACCACCCUACACUGCACCGAAGAUCAUUUACACAACCACAAGGACCAUGGGCAACGACAGUUUAAGAUACAAUCUGACAUGGAAAUUUCCUGUUGAUUCUGGGUUUUAUUAUCUUCUCAGACUCCAUUUCUGCGAGAUUCAAUUGGAGGUGACCCUCAAGAACCAAAGGGUUUUUAUAAUAUACAUCAACAAUCAAACGGCACAGAGAGGAGCAGAUGUUAUCCAGUGGAGUGGUGGCACUAGAAUCCCAGUGUUCAAAGACUACGUCAUCAUGGUCACCGACCCAGAUGGUCGCCAGAGCAAGCAAGACUUGUGGCUCGCUAUGUACCCUGAGCUCGACUUUAGACCUGAGUACGCUGAUGCUAUAUUGAAUGGUUUAGAAAUCUUCAAAUUGAGUAGAACAGACGGUAGUCUGGCGGGGGCAAACCCUGAACUUAAGAAGAACAAUAAAAAAACACCUAGUUGGGCGGUCAUUAUCGGCACCGUAGUCGGAGGAGGGUCUGUUCUAGUCUUGAUCUUAGGUUUCUUGAUUUUUCGACGACGGAGGAGAGUGAAAGCCUUGGGCUCAACACAGCCCAAGUCGUCGUGGGUCCCCUUAUCUGACCGUUCAAAGUCCACAAAAACCAGCGGUUCAUCACUACCGUCUGAUCUAUGCAGACGCUUUUCACUUGAGGAGAUCACAUCAGCUACAUGCAACUUCGAUGACAAUUUUGUCAUCGGGGCAGGAGGAUUUGGUAAUGUGUAUAAGGGCCACAUCGACAACGGUGCAACCACCGUUGCGAUCAAACGAUUGAACCCAUCAUCAAAUCAAGGGGCCCGCGAGUUCCAAACAGAGAUUGGUAUGCUAUCGAAGUUACGCCACCUCCAUCUGGUGUCGUUGAUCGGUUAUUGCAACGACAACCGUGAGAUGAUCUUGAUUUAUGAUUAUAUGGCCCGCGGGACCCUCCGUGAUCAUCUUUACAAAUCAAAGAAACAACCCAUUCCGUGGAAGCAACGCCUUCAGAUUUGCAUUGGCACUGCAAGGGGACUACAUUAUCUCCACACAGGUGCGAAACGCACGAUCAUUCACCGCGAUGUGAAGUCCACCAAUAUUUUAUUGGACGAGAAAUGGGUGGCUAAGAUUUCUGAUUUUGGAUUAUCCAAACUGGGUCCCAUAGAUGCAGGCCAUAACCACGUCAGCACAACGGUGAAGGGUAGUUUCGGAUAUUUGGAUCCAGAAUAUUAUAAACGACAACAAUUGACAGAGAAAUCGGACGUGUACUCAUUUGGGGUGGUUUUAUUUGAGGUUUUAUGUGCUAGGCCGGCUAUAAUUCUAGAUUUACCCGAGGAUCAAGUGAAUUUGGCUGAGUGGGCUCGCCAUUGUUAUAAAAAUGGGACCCUUGAUCAAAUUGUUGACCCUAAUAUAAGGGAGGAGAUUGCGCCAGAGUGCUUGAAGAAGUUUGGCGAAUUAGGUGAUAGUUGCUUGCGUGAAAAUGGGUUCAAACGACCAGGAAUAAAUAAUGUUUUGUGGGGCCUUGAGUUUUCUUUGCAACUUCAAGAGGAGGCUGAGAUGAAGGGUCAAGGUGAUGGUGGUGGUGGAGGUGGAGGUGGAGGUGGAUUACUACCGGUAGCGUUGGCCAGUCCCUUGACUCCUCCUCUGCAUGGAGAAUCAAUGACCGACAAUGAUGAAAAUGUGUUAAGAUCAAUGACUAACAGUGACAAAUUAAAAAAUAUGACUCUGUUCUCAGAGAUCAUGAAUCCUAUGGGUCGAUGA
This is a messenger RNA of Ilex paraguariensis (yerba mate), 2001 nucleotides long. Lineage: Eukaryota; Viridiplantae; Streptophyta; Magnoliopsida; Aquifoliales; Aquifoliaceae. The record is from the annotation of a GenBank genome assembly.